Molecule: messenger RNA, 9857 nt
Organism: Hyposmocoma kahamanoa
Lineage: Eukaryota; Metazoa; Arthropoda; Insecta; Lepidoptera; Cosmopterigidae
Exons: 5
Coding region: 1-9567 (3188 amino acids)
Source: RefSeq, a predicted model, not a curated record
AUGAAAGAAAGCAAAGGCGUGUAUGUGACUAAAAAAGAUAUAAGGCAGAAUAUAAACAGAGGUUCCCACUUACAUGCUAGCAGAAUAAUAAAUAAUGAACUUGGCGAGGGAGAGCAACGUUCAUUCGACGUGGGGAUCCAAUACAAUAGCAAGAAAGAUAAUUUGCUCGUGUGCACGUGCAAGAACUAUCCCGGUAUAAGAAGGCAGCAUGAGGCCAGAUACUUCAGUACCACGCGUAGACAAAUUUAUACGUACCCGAACAUAUCUAGAAGUAUAACAGAAAUAGGAAUCGGGAGUGUAAAGACGUUACCAAAGAAAAAAGUGAAACGAGUUCAUCUUCCCGAGACCGACGACAGAGGUGUUGGGUGCACUGAUCUCUGUCCAUACUACGAAAGCAUCAAUAAAAAACCGAGAUACAAUAAAGUGCCAAGUUAUUAUGACAAGAAGAGGACGUCAUCAAAAUGUGUGGGAGGGGUUGUAGAGAAUACUGUAGAGAGCUUCGUAAGUGCCAGAGUGUCGCCCAUAAUAAUUACGAAAUCAGGAACCACAAGUCCUAAAGAACAAAUGUCUAACAAAUUCAGCAAUAUAGAAUUGGGAACGAAUACUAUAGAAAAGAUAUUUGUCACUACUACAACACAAAUGGAAAAUGAUCUUAUAAUUGAAAGCAAAACAAAACCUUCCACUACAGUAACAGUCAUUGUAAGAUCUACAGCCACGAUUAAAGAAUCGGAAAAAGAGAAGUUACAAUCCAAUUAUCUGGGAAAAAAAGUCGUUAAAAGUUUCUCAUCAGAUUCUCUUGUGCAACACGUUCACAACCUAGAACACCCUAGUGAAGACAAGUAUAAUGAAUAUAAUAUUGGAAAUACAAGAGAAAUAGAUUAUCAAAUUAUAUUUCAAUCCAAUUCGAAAACCAAAGAGAACGAGAUCAGCAUUGAAAAACAAAAAUCUAUUAGUAGUGAACUUAAAAGCACAUCAUUACUUCGCCGGAGAUUUCAAGCUUUACGCAAAUCGCUAAGCAAAAAGGAAGAUUCUAAGACAAACGAGUCCAAGUCGUCGAUUCCUAGCAUCCGCAGUGUAAUUGGCAGUGUAAAAGAUGCUUCCGUUACCUCUGAUCCCCCAUCGUUAGUAGGCAAAUCUUAUUUCAACCUUAAAACAAGUUUUAAAAAUAGCCCUCAUUCGUCUGAUUCGACCCAACAAUGUGAUACAGAAAUCUUAAAAGAUCUCGAGGAAUCAUUGAUGAUAAAAAAAGACGACCCACUGCAAUCAUCUAAAGAUAGUACGCCUGAAAAAUAUGAAGACACCCAGCAUUCGCUUAAAGAUAGUCGUAUACCUGAAAAAAAAGAAGACGCCCAGCAACUACCAAAGUUACACGACAGUAUGAUUGUGGAUAGUGAAUACGGGCAAGGUGUCAAAGGUAUGUUUAAGUUGUGGGGUAAGAAAUUCAACUUAGAAGAUGAGAGCCGUAUCAAUAAUAAAAAGAGCGAAUCACCAAAGUCUUCCUUCGCAAAGAAGAAAGAGAAGAAAGAAGUUCCAUUGCCGAAACUGGACUCGUCAGCUUCACCACCUCACGGGGAAAAAAAAGAAGGGAAAAAGUUCUUUUUCUUCAAAAAGAAAAAUAAACAUAAAAAAGCGGAAAAAGCGAAGGACACUUACAAGAAUAAGAAAGGAGUGACAACUGGGCGCUGCGAAGUCAGAGAUGGCUUAUUAAUUAAAUUUGGCGGAAACAGUCCACCUCCGUCAGUGGUUAAAUCAAAGAUAAACGUAUCGAGAGAAAUCGAAAGCUAUGGGGAGAUUAUACGAAAGGAUUGGCUACGGAAGUAUAUGGCAAAUUCACCCAUAGAGUCACAAAAUAGUGUGAAAAUCAGAUGGAACAAUAAUACUUACGCAACAAGUAGCAGCACAAUAUUGGAACUAAUGGAACACGUGUAUAAAGGAACAGGAGUGACUUUGAAAUCUAAAAGCGAAAUCACUUCGUCUGUGGACGAUACAUGCAUGUACAAAGCCUAUACUAAUCAAAAUCAAAAUUAUGUCCAAGAAGUAGAAGCUUGGAUGAUACCACGAACAAUUCCCGAUCACCCUGUUAUACUGAGAGAUAACAAAAUAUUUUGUCCAGUAAUGUUACGAGAUAGACCUCUGUCAAACAGCGAGGAUAACUUGAAUCUCACGCUUUCAGAUCGAAAAUGGUUUAUUGAGAAAUCAAAAGCAUUUGCUCACAAAAUUAAAGUGGUGUUACAUUCGAAUAACAUUAUUGAUUUAAAGAAUCGUCACAGAAGUUCAGACUAUUUGAGAAUAGAUAUUCCUAAAGGCUUUUUCUCUGACACAAGUACUGACGAUCCGCUGCUAACAACACAAACGAGUGACGAAGAGGUGUAUAAAAUAGUGGAAUACGAUAACUCUGAUUCUAUUACUCAAACUGCAAGAAUUAUAAAACCAACAAAUACAGCACCUACACAAGAACCUAUAAUAGAAUUAAAAAGUAGAGACCCUACUAAUAAAAGACCUUAUACAAACACACCUCAAGGGAUGAAAAACACAGUGUCUCAAAAGGACGUACCUAAAACUCAAAGUAUUCAAGUCGGUGAAAGAAAGUCUAUAAACCCAAAACCUUGUUAUACUUCUUUAGAUUGUAUUUUACCAUAUUUAACAAAACCUUGGGACACGGUGACAGAAAAGACUCCAGCAUUUAGAGAUGUCGUUAUACAAGACAGUAACGUAUAUAUUCCAAAGAUUUGCGAUGUUAUUGGAGUCGGAAUUAUUACGCAGAGGGAGUUAAGAGAUCCUCCAAAACCAAUAUUAAAACUCACCGAGUACUUGUCGGAUGACGAAUCAGACCCAAACACCCAUAAUACGAAGACGUGUGAACUGGCUGAGAAGUACCUACAAGAGUACUGUCGUAAUUGGACGGGCAUUGACACAUUAAGAACAUUCUCUCUUUGUGUUAGCGAUUCUCACAUAAAAUGCUCCUCUGGCUCCAACAGCAAUGGAACAAAGUCCUUGCCAGACAUGGGCGAUGAUUACACUACAUCAUCGUGUUUGUCUUCCUGCAGCUUGGUGAUAACCGAAUUUCCUGACAGAAUUGGCAAUAAUCUCGAAGGUCUAAAUAAAUCUUCAAGCAAAUACUUGGAGUCCGAUCAUUUGUCAUAUCGCGUACUGCCAAAAGACUCCGUUGAAGUAUUCAAAACAAGGAAAAAAAAUGCUAUGAGCAAUAAAAGCAAGUGGAUAAAUGAUAAACUUGAAUCAUCGUCGUACUUGGAGUAUUCUGAUCAUAUAUUAGAAAUAAGAUCCUCGCUAGAUUGUAUUAGAAGGAGACGAAAGAAAACUACAACAAAACGAGUAAUGAUACCAGAUGGUGAUAUAAUGAAUGAAAUAUUGACAAAAUCCCAUGCUCCUGCACAUGGAAUAUUGAGCUAUAGCGAUAUGACGACAAGAAAUAAUUUCGAAACAGUUGGCCAUGUUAAAACACCCAUUGUAGAUGCGGGUUCCAUACACGAUAAUUCACUACUACGUGACGUGUCUUGCUUGAAAGCUGGUCCAGAAGAUCCGCCCAUGCGUGGAGAGAAUAAAAGACCGGACAGUUUUGUUGUAAAAAGUCCUCUAAACCUGCAGGUUUCUAGUAAAACGCAGGCGAUGGAAAUACCAUCUACUAUUGUUAUAGACCUCGAGCGUGACGUCUCUCACAAAAGUUUGAAUUUCCGGGACACGCCUAAGGCCAGUCAAGAACCGAUCAUACGAACUAAGUCCAACCAAUCUCAUGCAAGUAAUAAGCUUGUUGAAGUUCACAUCCCAAGUCCCAAGACGCAAUCAAGUGCACAUUACGAAACGAUCGACGUCAAACUAUGUAAAUCACUAUCUAAUAACGGUUGCACUAAAUUUAGGGGCAGAUCUGUAGGUGACAUUAAUAAGAAACAAUCUAUAGUUACCCUAUCCAAAUCGAGAUCUAAGAUCAGUCAAAACACGCCCGAAAUCAACGAAUCAAAAUCACUAUCUGCUUCAGACGUCCCUAAAUCAAAAAGACCAAGUAAAGUGUCUCUUUAUCCUGUAGGAUUCAAGCCGUCGAGAAGUGAGAGCCAAAUGGUAUUAAAUACAAUUAAUCCCAAUGCUCUUCCUAAUUCUAGUCAGAAGGUAACACACGGAAUCAAAACAUUACCAUCUAGCGCUACCAUUAUUCUCUCAAAACGACACACUAGUCUUUUACGAUUCGCAGGACCAUCACUAAACGUAAGUUCGACAAACAUUAUUAUUGAAGGAAAUUCAUCCAAGAAAUCGAUCAUAAAGCAGUCAAAUCAGUUGAAACAGAAUAUAUUACAAAGUAGCUGCGACAAAUGCAUUGUUAAUAAUGGCAUAGAUGAGUCGAAGCCGCCUAAAAUUCCUGGCCGUAAAAUCUCUGGUUCUUCUGACGCUUUAUCACUUCAUACUCCUAUUUUUAAACAUCGUCUCUCUUACCCGGAAACGAAAGAGACUAUUGGUAACAGUUCACCUCACCAUAUCAGCAAACUGUCUGAAUUCUUAAAUUGGAAUGUAGUCGAUCCAGAGAGCCCUCCUGUGACCGUCAUGGCGGAAUCUGAAAAUAAAAGCGAUAUAAAACCUAUAGAGCCUAAAAAAGACGAAGAAUCUGAAAAAGAUAAAGAAAUUAAAAUAGACGAAACAUCUAAAAAAGCCGAAGAACCUGGAAAAGAUAAAGAAAUUAAAAAAAACAAAGAAUCUAAAAAGCAGAAGGAAAAAAAGACUGAUGAAAAACCAAAAACUGCAACCCGCGGCCCUCUUGCUCAUCCCCCUGCUGUAUUGGUUCCGGGAAAAUCACGUUGUGCGCCGUUAGUUAAAUAUGCAAAUCCACCUCAUUAUAAACCCAAUUCACCGUUAAGACCACAAUCAUCAGGGGGGCAACCCACCGUGCCAAGCACAGCACCAGGGGGGCAACCCGCUGUGGCAGGCACUGCUCCAGGGGGGCAACCCGCCGUGGCAGGCACUGCACCUAAGGGGCAACCCGCCGUGGCAGGCACUGCAUCAGGGGGGCAACCCACCGUGGCAGGCACACCACCAGCACCAGGUACAACAUCGGCACCUGGUGCAAAAGAAGCAUCAAACAUCAAUUCACCCGCAGCACCAAUACCAGGUUCACCGCCCGCACCAAGUGAAUUAACCAAACCAGGUAUACCACAGGUACCAGAGACAUCACGAGCACAAGAUGCUCCAAUAUCACUAGGAAAUCCGGUAUCUCCACCCCUGGAGGCACGUUACGCAAGAACAGAUAAAGCAAUGCAGUCUGGUUCGAUGAGUCUACGGAACUCAAUUACUCAAACCUACGAUUACGAGGAGUUCCGUGGUACUACUUUGAUUCCAGAACCAAGCCGAGAUAAAUAUUUCUCUAGGUCACGACGAGAAUUAAAUCUAUUUACACAGUCUACUUCACCGCAACCAGUCACACGCCAGUCUGCUUCGAUCCUGUCUACAAAUACAAUUGCAUUUCCUGUCUCGGGAUCAGACAGUUCAGCAGUGGCAUCUACAGAAGCAGCGCCACCAGUCAGGAAAGAGCCACUUCUCACAGACACUUCUGCAGAAAACGCAACUACAAAGGAAGUAGAUUCUAGAGCUCCUGGAAAAUCAAAACCUGCUUCAGAUACCGCAGGUCUCACUAGACCACUAGAAUCACCACUACAACUAAUACGAACUUUGCAAAUGUUGGAGCCAGUUGUCUCUGUUCGCAUUCCAUGCCCGCACCAGAAAGUUGAUUCUCAAACACAUCUUCCUUGUCCACAUUCCCCAACCUGCAAUCCUCCAUGCAACAUUCCUUGUUUCACACCCCCGGUACAAAAACCGGUAAAAGAAAAACCUAAAAAGGUCUCUCAUUGCAAGUUAAAGCCAUGUAUAGAUCUUGAAGCUUUAGAAAUAGAAAAACUAGAACUAGAAAAAAAAUUUAAAGCUCAAUUUGCCAAAAAGACUCAAUGUGUACCAAAAAGGUGUACCUCAAUGUGCAGAACGCCGCCAUGUUAUAGACAGGAACCAUCCAGAUACGUACAUACAGGAACCAUAACACAACCAAAAUGCGCUUCCUCGUGCAGAACAUCAUCAUGCAAUCCCAAAUGUACAGAUUUCCCUUGGGCUACCAAAAUGCAAGUUUCUCAACAAGCCUCUUUAGCUUCCGUACACUUCGCUGAUGGUUGGCAAUCACAAGAGGACGAUUAUGAUAAUAUACGAGAAUACUACGGUACAGCAUACAGCGAUGACACCCAAUGCGAGGUUUGUGGAUUCUAUAACGAUGCCUGUAUGCGUACUGAUUUCGAAGAAAAAGUAUUAAAAGUCGACAAAGGACUAAAUUAUAAACAAGUUCCUAUUUAUGAGCAAGGUCGCAUAUACGGGCGUUUAAAGCAGGGAGCAAGCUUAAACCUCAAUAGUACACUUUUCCCUGGGUACGAUUACAAUCAGGAUCCAUAUUAUGAGUCAGGGCAAAAUUGUGAUUUUGGGUAUGGAUUAAAUUACGAGCGGGUACAGCCAAGCUAUGUAGCCUCGGCGUAUGAUCCCAAUUGUGACCGACAAUAUGCAAAUUAUAGUCAGUAUCAAAAUUAUGACUCUAAAAUGUGUGAAGAAUACUAUGAGCAAAGUUCUUAUCAUUGUGGUCAAAAUUUAAAUAAUAAACAAUGCAAUAAUUACUAUGAUCACUGCCCAAACUACGAGCUGACUCAUGAUCAGAUGCCAAGGUACGAGGAUGCACAAACUUGUGAUCAAACGCAAAAUUGUCAGUAUCAUGGUUUCGACGAUCAAUCUGCGUCUGAAAAUGUUGAAGAGGAUGUCGAAAAAUGUUAUCCUUACUCAAUAGGCGUCGACACAACGCGCCGCAAAACACGUGUCUACAAAGAUAAUUGCACCAAAAAAUGUUCAUUUAAACCGGAACCGAGUCAAACAGGAAUCGAAAUGCAAACCAAAAAAAAGAUAAAAGAACCCAGAUCAUUGAAUCCUGAAUAUGUAAUACCUCAAUUUAAACAUCCCUGCAGUCCAAUAGAGUUUGGUAAAGAUGUGUGUCCACCGCCCGCUUGUCCGCCUGCAAAACAGUGCCCUUUUACAUGCUCCAGUAGGGGCAAAAUUUCUGGAAUCCACUUGAGACAAGAACCUAUUUUUGUACCAAAGAAAACCUGUGACCCCACCUGUAAAGCUUGGAAUACUGUGGAACAAGCUACCAAAACAGACUUUUCAGUGUGGGGUGAUCUUGGUCCAAAAGACCAUGAUCUAAUUAAAAUGAAAUCUGUAAAUGUCAUUGUAUCUCCAAGAGAACACCCGAGAGACUAUAGAAAGAUCAUUGACCCUGACGGUGUAACUAUUGUUGACAGAAAAGACUAUGUUACACACCAUAGUACUCCGGUGUUAAAUAAUGUGUUCGAAAUGAAACAUCCAAUAACUGUGAACGACAUGAGAUCUGAUGGAAAAAUGUUGCCAGAAGCAAAAAAAGAAGAUAUUGAGACUAGCUUAACAAAUAUGUUUGAAAUAAAUUUCAAUUUAAGAGUGACACGAGGAGAUAAAACUACAGAGAUAAGUAUAGCUAAUGAAGAUGACACUAACAAAAUUAAAACUCCUAAAGAUUCUCGAGAAUUAAUUGCUAUGAGAGGCGAGAGUCCUAAAGUUACUGAAGAAAACACGCCAAAUGAUAUAAAUAUAAGAAUAAUGAUAAAAAGCUAUAAGCCUAAAUCUGAAAUUCCACUACGAGAAUUGACCGUCAACGACUUUUCUAAGGAGAUUUCCAAAAAGUUUCAUACAGUUUCAACGGGUUCUAAAUUGACAGGAACUGAAGAAAUGGCUGAUCAUGUGUACUCUGUUCAUAGAACUACAUUAAAUAUAGCAGAUACUACAGAGGCGUCCAAGAACGAAAGUGAAAAUAAAGAUCAAAUCAUCUCUCCUAAAAUUGUGCUUAAUCCCUGUAAAGUCACAGAAAAAGGCGACAUUAUGCUAGAUAAGGAACCAAGACCGGUUGAAAUAGAAUCAAAAUGUCUCCCGAAAAUUGAUCAACUCAAUGACACAACCAGUGAAAUUUGUGAUACGCACCAAGAGGUAAUGGUGAAAUAUUCUGACAAGGUAAGACAAUCUGAAACGGCGGAAAACAUAAUAAAAUACAAGGUAACAAGUUCAACAGCAAACUCUAGUUCGCUACAAAAUAUAGACUUGCACUCUAUUCUCAAGGAGGAUGAUAGCUGCUUAAAAUUAGGAUCAUCGCAUAUACAAGUAAUUAGGCUAUACAAAUCUGAUGCAAAUAUAUGUGGAACUGACACUGAUGUCAGUUCUUAUAAUAAAACGAGUACAGAACGUACAGAUUAUGAUAAUAAGGCCAGUGAGGACUAUCUCAAUCUCAAAACCAGCGACGAACCUGCUUUGGAAGACAUUAAGCUUGCCCUAAAAACAAGCACAGAACCAACCUCAGAGUCACAGCAAGGAGUAGAAGAAGCUAUUCUUCCAAAAGAGAGUAGGGAAAUAAGACUAGGAAAAAAGGAGAUGCUAAAUGCGAUCUUUGAAAAAGCAUCAUGCUUAAAGAAAUCGAAGGGAAAAAAUAGAAUAAGAAAACUUAAAAAAAUGUUGAAAGCGGUAUUGACAUCUGACAGUAGUGACCCUGACGAUGUAACAACGUCAAGUAAUUGUUUAGCUAAAGAUUUUACUUACAAGAGUUUAAAAACAAAUUUAUUUAAAGAUUCAGACAGUUUAAAUAAUUACUUAAAACUUUCUGGUAAAGAGAGCGUGGUUCAAGUUCAAUGUAAUACUGUUGAACCAUCAAGUAACUGUAGUGGAGGUGAUAGUGAGUGGUCUAUUGACACAGGUGAGAUCAAGACGACAAAUCAAUGCAUUUGUAGUGCUGUAGCUGCGAGGCUUAAGAGCUACGAUAAUAACAUGAAUGACCUUGCUUGUUGUUGUCAGAAGAACUCAAAAGCUGAUCAGCAAAUCAGUUGCGAUUUAAUACCGCUGCUUGACGACGAGAGUUCAAGUGUAGAAUGUGUAGAUGUGGAAAUUCAAAACAACUUUUUGAGCAGCAAAAUUGUCAUAAGUCAAUCCGUCGAAAUAGCAGCUCCAUCGUCAAACUUCUUCCUAAUUAACAACCCAAUAGUAGCUCAUGCUGAAUCUGUAUGUAUAAGAAGUAAAGUGAAUAAAGAAGAAAAAAUUCGCGAAGUGAGAAUAAAGAGAUCCAAAAUGUCAUUAAUGCAAUCUGGAGAUUUUAAAGACUACGAUUUGAGAAAAUAUAAUAAAUCACCAAAAUUGGGUAUAUCAGACGACGACAAAAUUAUAUUUUUAGAAACGCAGCCCGUUACAUUCCCAAACCUAGUCAAAGGUAGCAAAAGAAAAGAGAAAACGAGGCAUUUAAAUUGGCAACAGCCAGCGGAUAUUUUACAAUUGUACGAAACAAAGAAAGCAGUAUUGGAGAUUUAUACGGAAAAAACAGUGACCGAGGACGGUGAACGUCUUGUUGCAAAGCUUCCUAAAUUCGUGUAUGAAAAAGAAAGUGAGAUAUGUAAGAGCUACGAGAAUAGUCAGAGUAAGUGUAAGGGUUUUAGAAGUUUAUGUAAAACAAACAUUGUGAUGUCUAUUGCUCGAUAGAACUGUACCUACGUAAGAUUUUGAUAUAUUAAUGCGAGUCCUUUUUUAGAAGAUUUCUUAAAUUAUCUGUGUUCGUAGUAAGUUGUAUUCGGUUCAGUAAAUAUAUCCUGUCGUUGCUAUAUUGUUUUAUUUCAAAAUACCAUUGUGUUGCAAUGUUAAUUCUGACGUUACAUUACCUUUAAAUUGCUUCGUGGUUUCACAUUCAGAUACAUACUGGGGAUCCAGCAAGCUAAGCAUUAGCGCAGAUAAUGGACGUGUGUGUCCACUAAGUGUGUGCAGUACACCAAGUU